This is a messenger RNA of Spinacia oleracea (spinach), 802 nucleotides long. Its product is annotated as protein METHYLENE BLUE SENSITIVITY 1. The transcript has a single exon. The record is from RefSeq and is a predicted model, not a curated record. Lineage: Eukaryota; Viridiplantae; Streptophyta; Magnoliopsida; Caryophyllales; Amaranthaceae. The coding region runs from base 119 to 457 and encodes 112 amino acids.
CAAUUUCUCCCUCGCUUUAUAAAUUAGGGUUUUCUCCCACCACCCGCAAAAUCAUCACCCCCUUCUUCAAAUCUCAAACCCUAGGAGAGAGAAAACCCCCCCACAAAUCUCCACCACCAUGACAGGAAAGGCGAAGCCAAAGAAGCACACCGCCAAGGAACUCGCGGCGAAACUCGACGCCGCAACCACCAAUCGCGGCGGAGGUAAAGCCGGUGUUGCUGAUCGUACAGGCGCCGUAAAGGGAGGUCAUGCGAAGAUGGAAUGCCCUCUUUGCAAAGUCACCGCCCCAGAUGUGAAAUCGAUGAAAAUUCAUCAUGAAGCUAAACACCCUAAAAUCCCUUUUGAUGAGAACAAGAUCAGCAAUCUCCAUGCUUCAACACCUGCAGCAGCACCAUCUACAUCUGUCGCUGAUCCAAAUAAGCCGAAACCUGGAAUUCGUGGAAGUUUGAAGAAGUAGUUUUAUCUAUUUUUACCCUCUUUUUUUUUCAAUUUUAUAAUUUCUGGGUUGAAUUUAAGAUCUGAUGAUUCUGUGAUGUCGUAUUUCAAUGAGUUUGUGGGACCUUUUCGUUGUUCUUUGAUGUUUUGGAAUCUGGGUUCUUGUGAGAUAAAGAUAUGGUGGUGGUGGUGAGUUGAGGAGAGAGAAAAUGGGGAUUAUGAUGAAUUAAUGUUUGAUUAUUAACAGAUUAAUCAAUGUUUUUUUGGUAAUCCUCUUUUUUUUUUAAUGGUAUAUGAAAUAUUUAUGAGUUUCUUGACAAAAAGUGUAUAUUAAUUUUGAAUAAAAGUUCAGAUCUUUUAUGAUUAA